Styela clava is the source of this 884-nucleotide messenger RNA. RefSeq lists its product as uncharacterized. NCBI's taxonomy places the organism in Eukaryota, Metazoa, Chordata, Ascidiacea, Stolidobranchia, Styelidae. The record is from RefSeq and is a predicted model, not a curated record.
UCGAACAUUGCUAAGUAUAAGUUUAACAAAAAUAAACGAAAAUGACGUCAGAGGCAGAAGAGGGACCGAUAGAGAAUUAUGAAGAAUUCUUCAAUGAAAUAUUGGACGAUUAUCAGAGUCUUGUUUCUGUGACAAGAUUACCGGAUUUUAUGUUUAAAGAACCGGAUUUACCUGAAAACGAAUACAAACACGGCAAAACCUGUGGAAACAUUCUGAUCAAGAAUGAAUCCAACAACCGACCUGGCAGCAGUGGCGGAAUGUUAUUUUCAGAACAUUGGAUGAUUUUCCCGGAAAUCAUAGAACCGGCUAUCAUAGAAGCUGUAAAUGGAGGUAAAGGUCCUAAAGAAAUCGUUGGCAAAUUCCAUUUCUCACUGCACAACUUUACCGAAGUCAAAGUCAGUUUCACUUUCUUGAAUAACGAAGUAGCUGAAGCAUUUCGGACGAAUUGGUCCGAAGGUGAAAUCGGUUUGAAAAUUUCGGACAAAAUUAAGGAGACGGGAUAUGAAGACGAAUUGUGUAUUCGAUACUUCAAUUCAGAUAUUCUAGAGGAAUUGAAGUAAAUCGAAUAUGAAGUAUCAAUUUCGGACAAAAAAGACUCGAAUUCCAGCUCAUAUAUUAUGUUCUUCACUAAACAAUACCGUGGCACAAAUAUAAUCAGAGUAUUCCAGCAACUAUCAAUAUUUACCAUCUCGUGACGUCAUGCAAUUUAUGACGGCAUACAUAUUACUCUACACAAACGUAUUAUAUUAUGUUUCUAACCAGAGCUGGGGAGCCGGAAGAUGUUCUUUUUAUUUUUCUUGUUACAUUUGUUUGCUUUCAAUUGUGUCUGUUUACGCUAUUUAAUUCUUACAAUAAAAUGUAUAUUCGACAAGGAGAAUUUUUGG